Anopheles funestus (African malaria mosquito) is the source of this 4343-nucleotide messenger RNA. RefSeq lists its product as uncharacterized. The transcript is spliced from 7 exons. The record is from RefSeq and is a predicted model, not a curated record. The coding region runs from base 501 to 3380 and encodes 959 amino acids. NCBI's taxonomy places the organism in Eukaryota, Metazoa, Arthropoda, Insecta, Diptera, Culicidae.
UUGUCUGAUCUCGCAUUAUUCGCAGGAACGUGGGCUUCUCUUCUCUCUUUCGCCUGACGGUUCUCUCAUUCUGUGUUCGACGUUCGUGCUGUGAAGAGGCGUUUAAUUCCCCAAUUUAAUAGAGCGAGUGAAAAGUGUUCUUUUUAUUUAUUGGCAUAAAGUGCGUGUAUCAACCGUUGAUUAUUGGCACUGUCGAAAAGGUGAUCGAAAAGUGUAUCUGUGUGUAUGUGUGUGUGAUCAAUACUAACAAAUCGCAAAUCGUGGCAGUCAUAUUUGACCCCUGGAGUGUUGGUGACGAACCGUGUUUUUUAUUUAAUAAACAUCAUUAACGAGGAUCAAAGGAGCAAAGGUGAUUGGCAAAAUACACUUUUGUUUCAUAAAUCUUCGACAACUGCAGCAAACUUAAAGGUCUUGAGUAGAAGAACCUCUUGUGGAGAAGCUAACUUAUCAAAGUGUGGCCUUUAUUUUCAAAAAUAAAAGCUUCAUCGAAGAUAUAAAAGAUGGGACUGGCACAAAGUAAGCGUUCCGUUAACAUAACCACAGACCCAAGCAAGGAAGCAGUGGUCGCUGAGGGAACUGGAAAGCUGGAAAAAAUUGGCGAGGUAGAUCAGCUGAAAGCACAAGCUAAUGGCGAUACUCAACACAACGAUGGCGAAAAUGAAACGAAAGUGGAAACCGAUGCGGCCGAAAACGAAAAGGACUCCACAACAGAAAAGACCAACAAAGAGGGUGGCGAUGGUGGUGGCGGUGGCGACACCAGUGUGGCCGCUGUAUCUCCAACCUCGGAAGGCGAAUCGGAUGCGAAUAAUAAAACGCUUGAAAACGGCAGUAACGAUGAAUCACUAAACGAUAGCAAAGCGCCAGUAGCAGAUGAGGCCACCAAGAAGCCGAAGAAACCGAAGAAGAAGUGGUCCUUCCGCAAUCUGUCGUUCAGCAAAAAGGACAAACAGAAACCGGUCAAAAAGGAGAAGGACGAGGAACGCGUUAAUGGUGAAUGUGAGAAAGUUCCCGAAGAGCCCACUGAGGAUGCUGCUGCCGCUGCUACCGCCGCUGUAGCUCAAGAAGCCGCAUCUACCACUGUUGAAGCCGCCGGUACGAGUGAAACGAAAGCGGAAACCGUCGUGACUGCUGCCCCUGAAGUUUCUACUACCACUGCUGCUGCUACCGAUGCCGCCGCUUCUGCUGCUGCCCCAACUGCUGAUGUAACUACCACCACCACCAUCACCGCUCCCGCUGUUGACACCACCAAAGUAGAGGAACCGGCGAUUGAGGCGGUGGCCGUUGCGGCUCAAGAAUCGGCCGCUCCUGUCGCUGUUCCUGUGGUUCCUGCGGAACCAAAGGUGGAGCCGAAAGAGGCAGCACCCGUCGUAGAAGAACCAACCGUCCCGAUGGCACAAGAAGAGAAACCGGAGCCGGAAACAACCACUACUACUGCUACUGCUGCCGUCGCUGCCCCGAUCGACGAGAAAGUGGUUGAAUCGGCAGCCGUUGAGGUAAACACUUCUACUCCUCCUACUAGUACCACUACCAGUAGUUCUGCUGUUAAGGUAGAAAACAAACCCGAAUCGUCUGUAGAGAGCGAAGUUGCUGCUACUACUUCUACUACUCCUUCCAAUACUACCAAUCUCGACAAUAGUACUACUACUACUACUACUCCCAACACCCUGACCGACACUGUUGUUAGCGAAUCUGAAAAGAUUGUAGACGGUGGUGAAAGUACGCCCCCACCUCCACUACCCUCCAUUCCUCCACCCUCUCAGGUGAUGGUGUUCGUUGAGGCUUCACUGUCACAGGUUGCGAGUGACGCAUCGUCGUUGGAGGAGAAUCCGUCAAUGGUUUCGGUUCCGUCUGAUGCGGGCCAGUCGAACGAGACGCAAAGCCCACCCGUCGUUGCCCCUGUUGAAGGUUCGCCCGAAGUAGUGGCACAGUCUGUUGAAAAUCGUGGUGCGACCGUUGUGGGGGAUGUUAGUCCACUUGAAACGUCAUCUUCCACUGUUGAAGCUAAGGAAGUGGUGGAGCCUGCAAUUGUUGCUUCUGCCGCAGAGCAAAUGCAGUCAACAUUGCCAUCCGAAUUGCUUCCGGCAGAGCAACCGACUAACGUUGUUGAGGAAUCCGUUGUUUCGGAAAAGGUCGCUGAUGUAUCGGCACCAGUAGUAGCUGCGUCCGAAUCGGAACAACCUUUGGUAACCGAAGAGAUCAAAGAGACGGUUUCAAAGGCGGUUGGAGAAAUUCUUGAACAAGCAGUUGAUAAAAUCGAAAGUGGAGAGGUUCCGCUUACUGCUGCCGCACCCGCAGAGCAAACAAUCGAAAAGGAACAGUCCGUUCAACUAACAACGACGGAACUAGCGGCCGUUCCGCUUCCUGAAGAUGAGGCAGUUGAUGAAAUCAGUAACAACAUUGACGAUCUGCCACCGCCUCCGCCACCACCAGCCGUUGAUGAUGAUGAAACAGUCCCCGACUCUCUGCCAUCGCCGCUGCCAACAAUUGCUGCUGCUGUCCCGAUGGAACUGGAUGCUGGCCUGUUGGGAACGACCGAUGAGCUAAAGCAACAGGAUACCAGUGUGCUCUCGGUAGACAUCUCCUCUCCUCUGCCACAAAACAGUCUCGAAUCGCUUCCGUCGCCUCCGACUUUGUCACAGAGUGAUGUCAGCCUGCCACCACCACCAGAGUCUCCCACGGCGGUCGCUGUUCCCGAGCAAGUGGUCAAUCCGGAAUCUGAAACUGAGUCUGCCGCUGUUCUACCGUCGCCUCCACCUGCACCAUCAUCUACCGGUGACGAUCCUAUCAGCUCUUCCAUCCCAUCCUCCCUUCCAGAAGCAGAAGUAGAAGUAGCUAAGCAGCAUUCGGUUGAUAGUCAAGGUUCGGCAAUGUCGGUGGAUACGGCGGCGGCGGCGACGGUGGAAGCGUCGGCAGAGAAGCGCAAUGAAGAUGAAACGCUGAAGGAAUCUGUCCCGGUCGUAGAUGCUAGUAGUAGCGAAGAGAAGAAGGAAGAAAAGGUGGCAAGUGCAGAGUCGAAUGAAGCACAGCAGGACACAUUGGCAGCAAACAAGGCGGCGACGGCAGAGACAGAAGCAACCGCGGAGGCAUUAGUGACGCCCCCGGUAGCCGUACCGGCAGAAGUUGAGGAAAAUGUCGCGCAAAAGCAGCAGAAUGGAUCAAUGGAGCACGGAACCAGCAAUGGCACGACCGAAAAUGGCAAAACUGAAAACGGCACGACCGAAAAUGGAUCGGUUGAAAAUGGUCAGAACGGUGUCCACGAAACGUCUGCCACAGAAAGUCUGAAUGGAGAAUCUGAGCACAAAAAAGAGGAGAAAAUUCCAGAAAAGGCAGCUCAGCUUCAGCAACCUCCACCGGCAGCUCCAGAAGUAACAGCCGAGUAAAGGCAAAUUGGCGCUGAACAAAACGACAGCAUCUAUUGAUUAUUAAUUAAUUAUAAUUCUUAUUAUUAAUAAUAAUAAUUAUAAAAAAAAACAAACCACACACACAAAAGAAUCAUACACACUCUAAUGGAAAUAAAUAAAAAAGGGGAAAUAAGUUACGAGACCGAGUUAAACCGUACGAACGAAAGCGAUAGCGCGAGUGAGUGGAUGGAAAUGUUUACGAUUAGGAAAGCAACGAAAAUGAACGAUUACAAAGGCAGGAUAUUAUCGUUCGUAAGAAGAAUCAAACAUACACUAUAAAAUUUACUUCACUCGCACAUAAACACCACCAUGAUUUGAGCAUCAAAUUUAGUUUUAAAAUGAUCUUUUAAUUUUUUUGAUAUCAAAAUAAAAGUCAACUAUCAAACAGCUCGGCGGUUAAUGUAACGAUGAUGAAAAGUUAUGUUGUUAUAGCCUGUGAAGAUUGGAAUAUUUUGAACUCUCGUCUGUACCUACAUUUAUCUCUAGAUUUAUAGGUUGUUUAGGACAAACUGAAGGAAAAAAAACAAACAAACGUUGGAAUAAACGAACAUGAUCUAAUAUUGUAGAAAUUCAUAAUUAAAAUGCCAGUAUAAGUAAACCGGAUGUUUAAAAUUUUCUCUAGUGAAAAGAUGGAUUGCGACCAUUAACAAAUGUAAUCGUAAUUUGUAUUCGUUUCGCACGUAUCAUCAACGGUAUUUACUGUUAUUUUGCAGACGAUAAGGAAAAUGUCUUUUAAAUGUGGAAAUCAUCUUCCGCUCAAAUCGAUCAGUCCCAUUUAUAGACGCAUUAGGAUGCGAAGAGUGAAUGUAUAAUUUUUUUUUCACUGGUGUGGUGUUAAGUUGGCAGAGGAAACGGCGGUUUCCUACUCUUUUUUGCUACUUUAUUUUUUCAUUUUAAUUACAUAAAAAGAAGAGGAUCAAUAAACAAUUUCAAACAAACUUA